Anarrhichthys ocellatus (wolf-eel) is the source of this 1658-nucleotide messenger RNA. It is a transcript of the gene ssu72, whose product is annotated as SSU72 homolog, RNA polymerase II CTD phosphatase. Gene Ontology annotation, molecular function: phosphoprotein phosphatase activity. NCBI's taxonomy places the organism in Eukaryota, Metazoa, Chordata, Actinopteri, Perciformes, Anarhichadidae. Gene Ontology annotation, cellular component: nucleus. Bases 222 to 806 code for a protein of 194 amino acids. Gene Ontology annotation, biological process: mRNA processing. The record is from RefSeq and is a predicted model, not a curated record. The transcript is spliced from 5 exons.
UUCAUAAAGCCGUUGCACACCAACGGGUCGCCGCCAUUUUAACUUCCUGCAUCAUAAGAAGACGAGCAAAUCGCACAGUAUUUGUACUCGAAAACGUUUUCUUAUUUAGUGUACCAACAGGGGUUUGUCUUGUUUGUUUUUCUUACAGGGAUCGAACUCACGACAUCCGUGUAGUUUGUGACCGCUCGUGUCUCGGGUUAGUGGUCAGCCGGAGAGUCGCAAUGCCGAGCCACCCGCUGCGUGUAGCGGUUGUGUGCUCGAGCAACCAGAACCGCAGUAUGGAAGCGCACAGUAUCCUCAGCAAACGUGGAUUUGAAGUGCGUUCAUUUGGGACGGGGUCUCACGUGAAGCUACCCGGUCCUGCCCCGGAUAAACCAAAUGUCUACGACUUCAAAACAACAUAUAUACAGAUGUACAACGACUUGGUCCGCAAGGACAAGGAACUAUACACACAGAAUGGCAUCCUGCACAUGCUGGACCGCAACAAGCGCAUCAAAUCAAAGCCGGAGCGCUUUCAAAACUGCAAGGACAAGUUCGACCUGGUCAUCACCUGCGAAGAGAGAGUCUAUGACCAAGUGCUGGAGGAUCUGAAUUCAAGAGAGCAGGAGACUCUGCAGCCUGUUCACGUCAUUAAUGUAGACAUUCAGGAUAACCACGAGGAAGCCACGCUGGGCGCCUUCCUCAUCUGUGAGCUGUGUCAAUGUAUCCAGCACACUGAGGACAUGGAGGAUGAGAUGGAUGAGCUCAUACAGGAGUUUGAGGAGAAGAGCAACAGGCCUUUUCUUCACACCGUCUGUUUCUACUGAUAUACGAUAGACAUUUUGCAAUAAACACAGUCUCGGAUUACAAGCAAUCAAACAGUAGUAUAUGGAGACACACACACACACACACACACACACACACACACACACACACUUGUUACUCCUCAGUCCUCUACAGAAGAGUCCAUACACAUUGUGUGCCUACACAGCCACACUUACACACACACACAGCUUUGGGUUAGGACCUAACAAAUGGCUGCUGUUGGACAUAUUGGUGAUGAGUUUCUCCUCUAUGCAGAGGACGGACAUGCUGCUCUCACUCUGCCUUUAUUUCUGCGGAUCAAGGUCCUCCCUCCAUCCCAGUCCAGUGAAAUCACUCAACCAUGUCUCCUCAGGGAGAGCCAUAACACCCCCACCCCUGAUUCAACAACUGCUCCUCUCUUUUUGUUCAGUGCAGCAUAUUAAUGAUGAUUUUAGUUUUCUCCAGAUGAUAUAUAAUUGUAAUUCAUUUAAGCAUAUUUGUCAGAUUUUUAUUCCUGACUUCGGACAGUGUAAAUGUGUUUCUGGGGGUCAGCAGGAGUAUUAUUUGAACUGAAUGCGUGUUUUUUUUUGUUUUUUUUUGUGCAACCAUGUGUUGUAGACUAGUUUGGAUUCUGUUAAAGUGGGCUGAUAAUGAAUAACCAAACCUAGACCUCUCUGAGGCUCUCCUCCCAUAUAAUGUGUUGAUUCUUAUUUAAAGUCAGAUAUGCUGUUUUUCAGGGCAUAGUACUUAUUUUUCCUUUUGUAAAUGUUAACGAAUUCAAGCAUUGUAAUUAUUUGCGAACUGCGAGCUCAGCUCAGAGUGCCUGAUUUUUCUGUAUGUACAUAUGAAUCCUCUAAAGAAAGAAACAUCUCUAA